AUGCAAAUCUAUAAUCCUCGCUCUUCAAGAGCCAUUCUUGGCUCUGUCGGCGUCUUCGUUCUCAUCGUUUUCUUCUUUCUCGUCCACCAUUUCCAGGGUCUGUCCGUUUAUACCCGAAGCGACUUCGAUUCUUCAGACACACAUGAUGAGCUGGUUGGUCCAAAUGAGGGCGGUCCGCGAGUGCGGCAGGCGACUACCAAUUUGCACGAUGAAUAUGAUCCGGUUUUUGAGCGUGCAAUAAAAUCGCACAUCAAGCAUGGCGAGGCUUGGGGAUCGCCGACGCAUGUUCUCAGGCAUUCCAUGUUCGAUGGAAACUCGCAGUAUAAUAAGCUCUCAUAUCUACAAAUGCUGCUGCUGAAUGAGAUGGCCAGGCCUUAUGGGCAGCGAGCGGGUUGGAUCGUCUGGUUCGACGCCGACACCAUCAUCUUGAACCCAAAGGUGCCGUGGACGACCUUCUUCCCACCGACCAAAUUUCCCAACAUCCAUCUCAUCGCCUCCAAAAACUGGGAUGGUUUCAAUUCCGGCGUCUUCUUCCUCCGCGUGCACGAGUGGUCCGUCAAGAUGCUUGCGGAUGCCCAAGCUCUACCAUCCUUGCGACCAGAGAUCCCCAUAAAGUGGGCGGAUCAAAGCGCUAUGCUCGAAUCCUUCUCCAGACCCCAGUUCCGUGACGCCGUGGUCUUCCAACCCCUGCAUUGGUAUAACGAAUUUCAAUUGCAAGAGAACAUGGUGAAGGAUAGACCCAAAGUCCACCCGGGGGACAUGUUGAUCCAUUUUGCGGGGUUGAUGAAGGAUAAGAGGAAGUUCAUGGGGCCGUGGUUGGACAAGGUGGAGAAUAUGGCGGAUCAGUGGACCGUCCCAUUGGUGAAUACAACAUACUUGAGAGACGUGAAAGCAUACUGGGAUAUCUAUGGCCAAGCGAAAAACAUACUCGACAGUGCGAACCAUACUAUUUCGUCGAUGUCGGGUGAUGCGGAAUUGAUGCGACCUGUGGUGAAAGCGUCCGAAAAAUUGCAGAACAUGGUUUGGAACUCCGCGGGGGAUAUUGAAGGCAUGCGAAGUCAUACAGAGUUUUUGGCCGAUACUCUCCAACAGGCAAAGAGUAAAGAUGCAGCCGCUAAAGACCAGUUGAGGGCAGAGACGGCCCAGGCGGGAAGCUCUAAGGCUGGAACACUGGACUCGGGAGGUUCGAAGACGGAGAUGGCAAUCGUGGAGCAUUACGACGCUGGAGUUGCAGUCUCCGCUGAUGAGGAUGCAGUGGGUUCUCAUCAAGUACUGCCAUUGCCGGCAGGUGAACCAACCGCUGCAACGUGA
This is a messenger RNA of Letharia lupina, 1311 nucleotides long. RefSeq lists its product as uncharacterized. The record is from RefSeq and is a predicted model, not a curated record. Bases 1 to 1311 code for a protein of 436 amino acids. Gene Ontology annotation, molecular function: glycosyltransferase activity. Gene Ontology annotation, cellular component: Golgi membrane. Gene Ontology annotation, biological process: protein N-linked glycosylation. Lineage: Eukaryota; Fungi; Ascomycota; Lecanoromycetes; Lecanorales; Parmeliaceae. The transcript has 2 exons.